Molecule: messenger RNA, 616 nt
Organism: Moneuplotes crassus
Lineage: Eukaryota; Ciliophora; Spirotrichea; Euplotida; Euplotidae
Source: the annotation of a GenBank genome assembly
AUCUCCUAAGAUGUUUGGAAGCAGUGAUUACACCAAAACCCAAAUCGGAAUGUCGAAGCCAGUAUACUAUGAGAGAGACGGAUUUGGCAGAGAUUCUUACAUUUCUAUCAAUAAUGGAGGUCUUAACCGUCCAAUGGAGAAUGGCAUCUAUAAUUUCGGCUCAUUCAGCUCAAAACAUACACAAUCAAUGUAUGCACCAAGAAUUGAAUGCAAAAGAGUCAGAUAUAAAUCUAAUGGACUUGGAAGAGACAGCUAUAUAUCUGUAAAUAAUGGAGGGUUAGCUUCAAAUGGUCAUAUGAGAGACACCUACACAAACGGCUUCCUUGGCUCACUUAGACAACCAAGUUUUCCCACUACUCCCAAAAUUAGAAGCAAAAGUAAAUGAAAAACCAUCAGGGAAAGGAAAGAUUUCUAUAUUAGUAUGCAAAGCUUCUCAAAUUGGAAGCAAAAGAAGGCUUCUUCUCUCUUCAGAAGGUACCAACAAACAAGAGAUGAGACUCUCUCAAAGCCCAAAAGGAAGGCCAAGAAGUACUGCACCUUCAGACUUCAUGGAAAGUUAGUCAAAGCAUGCAUGAACAAGACAGAGAGGAAUUUUCUAGACAGACUUCAAAAAUAA